CCACAGACAAACACAUUUUAAAUUCAUAUACUCCGUAUUGUGUAUGACACGAUGUGCUGCAAAGAAGGCAGCACUCUGUCAAGUACCGUUUAGUCAAACUGCUCUUUGCUGGUGUUAGCUAAACGUCGGCUAACGUUAAUCUCUCCGUUUUGGCCGUUUUUGGUUGCAUUGCGACGGUUAUCCAGAAAGUAGCUCGAUGCUUUGAAUAAUACACAGUCGUCGUUAAUCGUUGUUUCAUGGUGACAUGUGAGAAAGGCAGGUGAGACUACUGGGUUUAACGUUACAUCACAAUCUCCACGGAGCCGAUAAUCGCAGGACACCGAGCUUAGUGCGAUUGUGAGCGACCAAAGAUGGCUCACCACGGCGUGUGGUGCGCAGGAGCUCGAUUUAGUGUCCUUGUAGUGGUUUUCUGCAGCAUGCUGGUUCCAUCACCCACACAGGCCUACAUCUAUGCUCAUUAUAGCAAUAUGACCUCCAUGUUGUUUGAAGACCUGCCUGCCUUUUUUGGCUCCCCUCUUCCUAAGGAUGGACUAAUGGGGGUUUUGACGGUGACCCGUCCACUCAAUGGCUGUACAGCAAUAGACCCUCCUCCUCCACUGCCACCGUCCUUUGAUGCAAACACCACCAAAUUCAUCGCUCUUAUUAGACGCUAUGAAUGCAAUUUCGAUAUAAAGGUCUUGCAUGCACAGCAAGCUGGGUACAGUGCUGCCAUCAUUCACAACAUGUACUCAGACAAGAUUAUUAAUAUGAACUACAGCAAUGACACUAUUGCGGAGGAAAUUGAAAUCCCGUCUGUAUUCACCAGCUACUACGCUUCCCAAAUCCUCAGGAAUUUUAUAAUUCCAGAGCAAGGGGCCUACGUGAUCCUCAAGCCGCAGUUUGCUUUUCCACUCUCGUACUACCUAAUUCCCUUCACUGGAGUAGUUGGCAUGAUCAUUCUUGUGAUGUGUGUCGUCUUGAUCAUACGAUGUGCUCAGUACAGAAAAAGAAUAAGGAAAAAUCGUUUGUCUAAGGAACAAUUGAAGCGGAUCCCAACACACCGGUUCUGCAAAGGGGACGACUAUGAUUUGUGUGCAAUCUGUCUCGAUGAUUAUGAAGAAGGAGACAAGCUGCGAGUUUUACCUUGUUCACAUGCCUACCACUGCAAGUGUGUGGACCCCUGGCUCACACAGACCAAGAAGACGUGUCCAGUGUGCAAACAGCGCGUCACUCGGAGCAACACAGAGCACUCGGAGUCUGAUUCUGAGGAAGAAGCUGGAGGACGCGGCGAGGAAGAAGGAACAGGCGGCCAAGUGGACACGGAGCGCACGCCUCUGCUUCGACCAUCCAACCCGGGGUCUCCGUCGCGGAGCCCAGGGGCCUAUUCAGCCACCACUACUGCCCAGUGCCUCGUCUCCCCCGCACUCUGCGACUCACCCAUCCUGGGCUAUGAAGGCUACCACUCCCCUCCGGAGGACACAGACUCCGAAAGCGAUGAGGCGGUGGAGUACAGGCCGCACACUGAUGAUGACGACGACGACACCACUCAGCUCAUCGGUAGGGAUGGCGUUGAGAUCUGAUGGCUGGAACAUAGCUGCAAUGAGAUUACUUAGUUUUAUCUGAAGGGGCUCUUUGUGUCGUCAGACGGGCUAUCACACUGUGCAUUUUAAUAGUUUGAGAGAUUUGUGGUUAGCUCGACAUUUAUGUAAACCAAGUUUUUUUUCCACACUAACCAGAGGAGGUCUGCUUGCUAGCGACAAAGCACAUGAAGCCUGUGCAUUGAUGAGUUUCACCAAAAUGCACUAUUGAGCAAACCCCAUCACGCACACUCAUUCCUGGGCUCCUACAUAUCUCUGUAGACCCCCCCCCCCCCUUUCUUAAUGCAUGUUUUAAUUUGUGACUUGACCACGGCAGGUGACAUAAACACUAGUGCUGCACAAAAGAAAUGGGUGUCGUGAAUCUAAUGUUCUGUAUAAAUAAGCGUGUGAGGUUCAGACUGUGUUACUAAACGGAACACUUGUUGGUUCUUAAGGUGGUACUGUAUGUACUGUAUGUACGGAUAAGGUGGGGUUUGUAGUGCUUCGAACUGCACUACCCUCGCUUUAAGGUGGUACUGUAUGUACGGAUAAGGUGAGGUUAGUGUAGUUUGAAGGUUUCUCUGUUGUCUUAAUCAUAAUAGUUUUACGUAUUUUUUAAUUUGUUUUGCAUCUUUUCCUUUCUAAGAAUGUGCACGUGAAGGGGAAAUGAUCAUCUUUUAAUACCCGUAACUCUCUGACAUUUGUUUAGCUACAUUUCCUUUUUUUGAAAUGUCAUAUUAUUCCCAUAGUUAACAACGCAAUAGUAGAUUAUCACAAAGAUGUUACACAUUUCUGCUGCUUUUAAAUUGUUAUUGAGGAUUUUUGGAUUUUUUUUUGGAAAAUAUGUUUAGCUUUAUCCGGUUUGUCAAGUUGAACAAACUCAGGUUUUUAUUAACCAAUGGAUGGUCAGUCCGUAUUGUAAAUAAAUAACAAACCAAUAAUUGAAAGGGUUUGUCCUUUUUAAAUUAUUUCACCUAUUUGAACCAGUAAAAUGUAGCUUGAUUUAAUUUUGAAUGGCUUUUUCCCCCCCAAUUUGUAUAUAGACCGAAUGAUAACAGUUUGAAUGGGGGGACCCUGGAUGUGUUUUUAGGAAAAGGAGCAUUGCCUUACAUUGGCCUUCUUGUACAUGUUGAUAACUGUUUGGAAAUUGAAGGGAAAGAUGUCACACUCCUUUUGUUUAUCUCUUGUGAAUUUAACACAUGGUUAGCAAUAUUUGAUUUUGUUCCCCUGUAUGUAAAUCUGCUCCACUUUUCUUUUCAAAAUGAUCAACAAGAUAGAGAGCCUUGUUUCCACAUGUUUAAUGCGAUAGUAAUAAUACAGAAAGGUAGCUCAGAAAGGGGCCAUUUGCAUAUUCAUUUUUGAUGCUGCUUUCAAACUAGAUGCUUUUUUUUGUUUCUCUAUUUCAUAAAACGACAUGGAUGAAAUCCUUGUCUUAAUUUGUAAGAGAAACUAUUUUUGCUGCUCCAAAUAUAUGCACAGGGUUGAUACAUGGAUCCAACAUGGUAUUUUCAUAUUUUUAUUUGUACUGUUUAUUACCUUACAGUUUGUAGAUAUUAUUAAGCAAAGGUCAAACUUACCCACUUACACCCUAUUCACCUAGACGGGAUUAUACAAAUGAGACCAGUGUUUCUCCUGUGCUUUUUCUUUGCUCCACCACUGGCUGGAAAUUGGAAAUUGGUCAUUUAAAUUUAGGGUAACUAGGAAAUAUUAUUAAUUUGAAAAUGUAUAACAGCUUUGACCUUUACCACGUAGGAGAGAACACUUCCCCCGAACAACACAACAGCAAAUGAUCACAGAGGAAACACUGCUUAGGAUUUGUUCACAUUCUGUUGAUGGCUUCUGUGAGUUGCAUUCAUUGUUUAAGAAAUCUGUGGGACUCCCAAAUCAUAACAUUCCAUCUUUUAGAUUUUCUGAUGACAUAACUCUAUUAGCAAUUGGUUGGGACGGGUUAGCAUUACUCGCUUGGAAAAAUAGAAUGUUUUUUUCCUUCCCUUAUGGGUACUGUGCAUUUCCCUUUUUUGCUCCUAUAUGUCUCCAUUUUAGAGAUAAAUGAAAAAUGUAAUCCCCAAAUUAUUAUUCUUCUUCUUUUAGAAUGGGCUCUGUCUAUCACACUUUGAUUAUAAAUGUACAGUCAAGUAUGAUUUUCAUGUAUAGGGCAAGUUUGAGAAUCGGUAGGAUGUCUGAACACAGUCCAUGAAACUGCAUCUAAUGUUUGAUUUGUGGAAGAUUAAAUGAUAUUGAAAUGGGA
Messenger RNA from Pungitius pungitius (ninespine stickleback), 3804 nucleotides. It is a transcript of the gene rnf167, whose product is annotated as ring finger protein 167. The record is from RefSeq and is a predicted model, not a curated record. Bases 351 to 1559 code for a protein of 402 amino acids. The transcript is spliced from 10 exons. Lineage: Eukaryota; Metazoa; Chordata; Actinopteri; Perciformes; Gasterosteidae.